ACACAUGUGUAACACCCUUGCAAGCCUUGGCAAGCUGAAGAAACCAUGCCCAAAGGUACACGAGAGGGUUAUGGAGAAACGUCAGGCUCUUAAUUUUUUGCCAGUUUUGGCUGUGGCAAGUUUCCUCGUCAAGAUAAGUGGAUCAAGCUCUCUUCGGCCGGUGCUGACUGGUCCUGACCUGGCCUUCAGUGGCCCGAGGGUGGUUUUCCGUUGUGUUGUACCUAACGUCUCCCCACCAGUCAUCUAUGAGCUGAUAAAGGAUGGGCGUGUGCGAAUUGGCCGUGAUAGAGAUUUUCAAGGUGGCCAUGUUGCAUCAUUCCCUAUCAAAGUAACUGCAGCGUCAGAAGGGUCAUACCACUGCAGGGCCACAGCUGGAGGAACCAGAGAAAUCAGCAACAGCAUUAAGCUGAGAGUAGUCACUCCACCAUCGUAUACCAGAGUGACCUCUGAACCCUUCCCCCCAGUUGCAUACGAGGGGUCACACAUGGCCCUGAGCUGUGACGUUGAAAUGGGGUCCCACCUUUCCUACAGUUGGUUUUUUAACAGGAAGGAAAUAACAGCUUCGAAUUCUCUACCCUUCCACUUUGUGGGAAACAAGCUGCUGGUUGAGAAGGUAACUCCUGAGUUUGCUGGAAAUUAUUCUUGCAGUGCUUGGUCCAGCGUGAAUGAGAUCAAGAGGAUUUCCAGCAGCACAGAGGUCCAGGUGGCAAUCAAAGUCUAUGUUUCAAAGCCAGAGAUCUCCUUCUCCGUUCAUAAAGAGGGAACCAGUUACCAUGGCAAUGUGACGUGCUGGUCAACAAGAGGGAGCCCUCCGGUGAACUUUUAUCUUUUACUAGACGGUAAAGAAGUGGGCUCCGACACAGCAGCUCAGACCCUGGCUGCAUGGUUCCUUGUAGUCGUAGUACCCGAGCUGGACAUGGGAGAGGCACGAUGCCGGGUGAAAACCGAGAAUCAGGACCUCACGAGUGACCCCGUGAACCUGGAAGUAGUUCCAGUUGGAGGAAAUGUGAAAUUGGAGGUGGAAUAUCUGUACACAGCUGAUUCCAAACUGACUACAGCAAGGCUGAGCUGUCACGUCAGCAGAGGAACUUUUCCUUAUAUCUCGUGGCUCUUCAAUGACUCUGUCCUUCCCUCUGAGUCUCAUCCGGAUUCCCACACUCAGCCCAUCCUGCCUCACAUUGCCCUUGCUGACCGAAGACGAUCCCUCAUCCUCACUAAGCUCAGCCCUGAGGAGUCUGGGUAUUACCGCUGCAGGGCCAGGGACAGCUACGAUGACUCUGGGCCCUGGGUGGAGAGUGCAGCAGAGCUGGUCCAAGUCACAGUCAACUCCAUGUCUCAAGCAGCAUCCUCAACUGAAACGCCACCAAGUGAAAGUUUUUGCAUGAACACCACAGAAGUUGUCACCAUGGCAUUCUGCUGCUUCGUUCUCCUCAUGCUAGCAGUGGGUUCAGCCUGCGUGUACAAGAUGUUUGAAAACAAACAAGCUCAUACCAACAGUGUUCCAGCAAACUCUGAAGCACUUCAGUCUGAACUGACGCCCCAGUCAGGGGGAAAUGUGGCUGAUACUACCGCUACAGAUUGCGAUGUUCAAAAUCAGAUCACUGAGGUCACAGUAUGAUGCGCAAGAGUCCUUCACCUCCUAAUACAAUAUUUAAUUUUAAAUGUUUAUAUUAUGUUCAUAUUUAAUGUUCUUGGGUUAGUGAACUGUCUACAUGGCACUGUUGGAACAUUCAGUUAUAGACAAGUGCGAAAUCGCAUUGCCUACCUACUGUAUACUGUUAUUUUGAUGCAAAUAAAUUUUUAAUUAUUAGAUUA
This is a messenger RNA of Pelmatolapia mariae (spotted tilapia), 1815 nucleotides long. Its product is annotated as Fc receptor-like protein 5. Lineage: Eukaryota; Metazoa; Chordata; Actinopteri; Cichliformes; Cichlidae. Bases 5 to 1618 code for a protein of 537 amino acids. The transcript is spliced from 11 exons. Gene Ontology annotation, molecular function: transmembrane signaling receptor activity. The record is from RefSeq and is a predicted model, not a curated record. Gene Ontology annotation, cellular component: plasma membrane. Gene Ontology annotation, biological process: cell surface receptor signaling pathway.